Daucus carota subsp. sativus is the source of this 1347-nucleotide messenger RNA. Its product is annotated as F-box protein At3g07870. The transcript has a single exon. Lineage: Eukaryota; Viridiplantae; Streptophyta; Magnoliopsida; Apiales; Apiaceae. The record is from RefSeq and is a predicted model, not a curated record. Bases 208 to 1329 code for a protein of 373 amino acids. Gene Ontology annotation, molecular function: protein binding.
UGUCUUAAUAAAGAACUUUCUUUGAAACAUCUGCAAUGGCUACUACUAAUCAAAGUCACGGGUCAAUUAAUUUGACAUACGACUCAUUCUUGUUGUGUAGGAGUGAUCAUCAAGUAACAUUGAUUUUUCUCUGCUUGUAUAUGUUUUUUGAGUACUAUAUAUUCGUUAUUUGCUAACAUCAACCAUACACAUCUCCUCUGCAACACAAUGUGCAGUGACAAAUCAUCUAUAAUGGAAAUUCCUUGGCACCUGAUGGCUGAUAUCUUGUCAAGACUUCCUGUGAAGACCAUAGUUCAUUGCAAAUGCGUAUGCAAAACAUGGAGCCAUCUGCUCUCGGAACUUUACUUUAUCAAUCUGCACCUUUCAAGAUCACCUGUCGGUCUUCUAAUUUAUCAACGGUACCAAUCUGGACCUGAUUGUUUGAAGAUUGGUGAAUUAGAGGAUAAACCUGAUCACCACGACGUUCACCAUGAUCCGUUGAUCAGGUCUGAACCUAAAUUUGGCCUCCAGGAUACUCUUGAUUUGUGGUUAAUUGGUUCGGUUGAUGGCCUGGUUUGUUUAUGGCGAUAUUCUGUUGAUGAGGCAACUUAUAUAUGCAAUCCGGUUACACGAGAGUACGUGCUCCUUCCUGAUAACAACUACAUAAGAAAAUCAUAUGCAAUCGUCAUUUAUGGUUUUGGGUCCGUUGCAUCCACAAAGCAGUACAAGGUGGUACGCUUUUAUCAAGGAAAUUAUCCGUCCGAGGAAGGCUCGUAUAUAUCAGAAUGUGCAGUCUACACACUUGGCGAAGGCCAGUGGAGAUGUUUAGGACAUGUGCCCUUUCUAGUUGGUGGCCGUCAGACUGGUGUGUCUGUCAACGGCAAUCUUCAUUGGCUAGCUUAUGAGCGAGAUAACGUUAACUCUCAUGAACUGGUGUGUGCUUUUGAUAUGGAGACAGAGUCUUUUCAACUAAAUGCCUCUGCUGAGUCUGCUCCUUUAGGUGAUCACGAAUAUUAUGUUAGAAGCCUGGGAAUUUUAAGAGGUUGUUUGUGUGUAUGUGAUAAUACAUCAGAGUCUGAAUUUGUCAUUUGGGUAAUGAAGGAUUAUGGACUAAAGGAAAGCUGGACUAAAGAGGUUGUCAUCAGAGAAAAUCAUGCUAGGCCGUUAGAUGAGAUGGUUCAUGUACUCAAAGUUUUUAUGGACGGAUCUAUAUUGAUGUUAUUCCGCGAUGAUUUUAUGUUCACUUAUCAUCCUGGAACCAAAACUGUGCAAGAACUUGAGAUAUUUCGCGAUCCGUCCCGGGGAAUAUUUGAUGCAAUGCUUUAUGUCCCAAGUUUCAUAAGACUUUAACAGUUUCACUUUGGAGAA